Molecule: messenger RNA, 1180 nt
Organism: Bolinopsis microptera
Lineage: Eukaryota; Metazoa; Ctenophora; Tentaculata; Lobata; Bolinopsidae
Product: neuronal pentraxin receptor-like
Exons: 2
Coding region: 95-949 (284 amino acids)
Source: RefSeq, a predicted model, not a curated record
CUUUCGUACCAUUCUAUGAGGCAGGUCAACUCCCUACAACCAUACAAAAAGGACCAUCUCAUUCUCGACAUUAUUCUUUCUUGACUCAGCCCGAAUGUUUCUGUUUUAUCUAACACUCCUGAUCCUGGCCUACUCCGUGGAGCAGUCCUCGGCUCACGGUCCCGCCACUGCUCUGAGCUUUGGCAACGAUCUCCAGAGCUACAUGAUGCUGCAAAUGGACAUGGAACCGGUAAAGGAAGCCAUUUCGGUCUGUUCGUGGAUCAACAAGAAAACAGGUGAUGAUGUUCAUGAUGCCUGGUUCACGUACAAUGCACCUUCCAAGAUUGAUGAGAUCUUAAUUGGAGGCAGGAUAAGGGGUUAUGCUAUCAUGAACCAGGAUAAUAUAGAGAACAGCCAGGCCGUUCCUUCAAACGAAUGGCACCACGUCUGCAUAACAUGGGGGCAUAAGACUAAGACCAGGGUACUAUAUUUUGAUGGACAGGCAAUAGCACAGGAAGCAUCUGGUAACGUAAAACUGACCAUGGGAGGAUCAAUAGCUAUAGGACAGUUCCACCAGAAGGAGACAAUGGAAGCUAUAUUCUACGACGGACAUUCUUUCGGAGGUGAGCUCCUAAAGCUUAACGUCUACAAGAGGCAACUGGAAGCUGGGGAAGUAGGAAAGAUGUUCUCCGCAGGGAUGUGCUCCGAUUUCGAGGAAUCUCUACUUGGGGACGUAUUCUUGCGAUGGGAGACCAUACUCUACGCUACUGAGAGGCACGGAACGAUCACUGAAGUGCCGAUUACAUGCCCUGGAGAUCACUGGAAUGUGCUCUACUUCACAGACUUCUACAAUAAGGUUGUGGACGAUGAGAUUCUGAAGAGGAUGGAGGACCAAUUCGAAGUUCUUGAAGAAUUUUUCGGCCACAAAAUAGACGACCCUCUCAUCCAGCAUCUCAAAGAUCACCACUAGAGGGACAGUACAGCUAGAGGGGAAUAAUGUUUUGGAACUUUUUAUCUUUAGGCAACGGAGAUGAAUAGUUCCUUGACAUUGAAGCGUUGAAUAUCCAUUGUUUCUCGGGCAAAUAUUUGUGAAUUUUGAAAACUUUUAAUUUUAGUAUGAUUUUUAACAAAAGGUUUAAAACGGCAUAUUUUUGAGAAAUUUGAUGGAAAAUCCGCAAAAACUUACAUUGAAAAUAACAAA